This is a messenger RNA of Bactrocera latifrons, 1068 nucleotides long. RefSeq lists its product as uncharacterized. The transcript is spliced from 2 exons. Bases 16 to 1068 code for a protein of 350 amino acids. The record is from RefSeq and is a predicted model, not a curated record. Lineage: Eukaryota; Metazoa; Arthropoda; Insecta; Diptera; Tephritidae.
GUGGAGGCGGGUACUAUGAAAAUCGCCUAUAAGAAACCAAUUUUCGGCAAAUUAAGUACAACAAAAGAGAGACGCUACAAGUUAAGACCAGAUUAUAUGCGAAAAUCAACAAAGAAUGCAGCCGCCAGUGUAAGUUCGGGCAUGAGCACGAGCGCGAGUUCACUUGUCGGCAGCACAAUGUUAACAACCACCAGCAGCACCACGCCCACUUUGCUACAUUCAUUGGCGCCCACAGAUUGGAGCGCAUGGGCAACAACAACACCACUGCCAGUGAUGGAGAGCAAUUUAGGUACUCACUACAACAACAACAUGGAGAGUAAUAAAGCCGAGGCAGAGGCUGCCAUCUAUAUGCCGAAGCCCUUGCUAUAUGAAGACGCCGCCACACACAGUCAAUAUAUGGAUUUAAAUGCAAUGAGGCAAAGCGUGUCUGGCGGAGUGGAGACACUGCUGCCACAUAUAAUGCCAGCGGUGAACAACACCAUAGAAGCACCACAGCUGCAUGACGAUGUACAAGGAGUGCACGUAAUUGGCGAUAUGGUGGAAGCGCCGAGUAACACGCAAGUAAUGAGCAACACCGAGACAAACGCUGAAGUCGAAGAGCUCUUCCCUCUGCCACAGCCAGAGUUGCUGGUUGCACCACGCGCCCUGGCUGCGCGCAAUACGCACGCAAAGGCGCGCAAAACCAGCAAAACACCAGCGACGACGACAACGACAGAGCAUAAUCGAGCGGUACCAUGCACCUGUGGCGUUUUUCUAGCCUCACAAAUCAAACGCGGCACCAACGAACAACCCGAGGGCGCACCAGUGAUCAGCAACGAGUUGGACCGCACAUUCGCUUGCAACGCCGUCGGACAGAAGCAAUGCCAGACCAAAUGCCUGGAAACUAUAGUGCAGCAUUUGCCCAAUUCAGCGAAUAUACUGUGCGCAACGCUAAAUCGGGACUGCCGCAAGGAGCGCGCCUACCUCUUCAUCAAGAAUUGCCGCAAUCAAUGGCACAAUACGAACUUGUCGGCGGGACGGGAGUAUUGCUGUCGCGAUGGUCAACCGUACACCUGUCCGAUGGUUUGA